Molecule: messenger RNA, 1381 nt
Organism: Pygocentrus nattereri (red-bellied piranha)
Lineage: Eukaryota; Metazoa; Chordata; Actinopteri; Characiformes; Serrasalmidae
Gene: ech1
Product: enoyl CoA hydratase 1, peroxisomal
Exons: 10
Coding region: 128-1057 (309 amino acids)
Cellular component (GO): mitochondrion
Molecular function (GO): delta(3,5)-delta(2,4)-dienoyl-CoA isomerase activity
Source: RefSeq, a predicted model, not a curated record
AUCGGACACCGUAGGAGCGGGCGGGGAAAGGGUGUCGAGCCCAGAUGUUCGCGCAGAGCCGGUUUAUAUUCACAGUCCUGAGUUUAUUUAUCUCAGAGAGGAAAGAGUGAAAGAGGUGCGAAGUCCAAUGAACUCCAUCAUCAGAUCUGCGUUUGGGGGAGGCCGAGGGCUGUGGCGUCCAGCGCUGAAUGCUGUUAGAGCGAUGUCUGCCUCAGGAGGCCCCACCCCACCUUUCACCACCCUGUCAAUCAGCCAACCAGCCUCUCAUGUCACCCAUGUGGAGUUGCACCGUCCAGAGAAACGCAAUGCCAUGAACCAGGCCUUCUGGAGUGAGAUGAUUGACUGCUUUAAUCAGAUCGCUGAAGACCCAGAGUGCCGUGUGGUCGUCUUCUCAGGUGCUGGGAAGCUUUUUACUGCAGGUAUCGACCUUAUGGACAUGGCUGGUGGUUUACUGCGACCUGACGCAGACGACACUGCCAGGAUAUCGUGGAAAGUUCGCCAGACUAUUUCCAAAUACCAGGAAACCUUCUCAGUCAUUGAAAAGUGUCCGAAGCCCGUGGUGGUCGCAGUGCACGGCGCGUGUGUCGGAGCAGGAGUGGAUCUGAUCACUGCCUGUGAUAUACGUCUCUGCACGCAGGACGCCUGGUUUCAAGUGAAGGAGGUAGACAUCGGCUUGGCAGCAGAUGUUGGAACUUUGCAGCGUCUUCCGAAAGUGAUUGGCAGUGGAAGCUUGGUGAAUGAAUUGGCUCUCACUGCGAGGAAAAUGUACUCGGAUGAAGCCAAGAGUUCCGGCCUGGUCAGUCGUGUGUUCCCUGAUAAAGAGACCCUGAUGGCGGGAGCGAUGGAGGUCGCAGGAGAGAUCGCAAGCCGGAGCCCCGUUGCUGUCCAAGGAACCAAAAUCAACCUCAUCUUCUCCCGAGACCACAGCGUGAAGGAGGGCCUGGAUUUCGCGGCUAUGUGGAACAUGAGCAUGCUGCAGACUGACGAUCUCAUGAAGUCAGCUCAGGCAGCCUUGGAGAAGAAGAGCAUCAAACAAGUUGUCUUCUCCAAGCUCUGAGGUGAGAAGAUCCGGUUCAGAUGGCCUCUUCAGACAGAGCCUUCCUGUUGACUCUACUCUGAUCCGCAAAGUUUCAGCAUCAAGAUUUCUUCAGUUCUUCAUGGCAGUUAUAAUAAACACUCUAUUGUUCUAACAAUUCUGAAUGAAAACAGAACUGAUUUAAAAUGUGUUGCCUUAACAUGGACUGAUUAUCAGGUAACGCUGAAAUGCUAAUGUCAGUUUUACAGGAGAACUGUACGCAGCAUAAUGCGGCUGAUAUGUCUAAUGGUUUUUGAUGUUAAAGCAAUGUAUAUUUCUGCAUUAAAUUACUUUGGAUGUAUAAUA